Myodes glareolus (Bank vole) is the source of this 1477-nucleotide messenger RNA. It is a transcript of the gene Calb2, whose product is annotated as calbindin 2. Gene Ontology annotation, biological process: regulation of long-term synaptic potentiation; regulation of presynaptic cytosolic calcium ion concentration. NCBI's taxonomy places the organism in Eukaryota, Metazoa, Chordata, Mammalia, Rodentia, Cricetidae. Gene Ontology annotation, molecular function: calcium ion binding. Gene Ontology annotation, cellular component: terminal bouton; dendrite; cytosol. The record is from RefSeq and is a predicted model, not a curated record.
CCAGAGCGAGAACCAGAGCCUAGCGGCAUCGGGUGACAACGCUGAGCGGCUUAAGAUCUCCAGGAGCGGUUUGCCAUGGCUGGCCCGCAGCAGCAGCCCCCUUACCUGCACCUGGCCGAGCUGACAGCAUCCCAGUUCCUGGAAAUCUGGAAGCACUUUGAUGCAGACGGAAACGGGUACAUUGAAGGCAAAGAGCUAGAGAACUUCUUCCAAGAGCUGGAGAAGGCAAGGAAAGGCUCUGGCAUGAUGUCAAAGAGUGACAACUUUGGAGAGAAGAUGAAGGAGUUCAUGCAGAAGUAUGACAAGAACUCAGAUGGAAAAAUCGAGAUGGCAGAGCUGGCACAGAUCCUGCCGACGGAAGAGAAUUUCCUUUUGUGCUUCAGGCAGCAUGUGGGCUCCAGCGCCGAGUUUAUGGAGGCUUGGCGGAAGUAUGAUACAGACAGAAGUGGCUACAUCGAAGCCAAUGAGCUCAAGGGGUUCCUGUCUGACCUCCUGAAGAAGGCCAACCGGCCCUAUGAUGAACCUAAGCUUCAGGAGUACACCCAGACCAUACUACGGAUGUUUGACCUGAAUGGAGAUGGCAAACUGGGCCUCUCCGAGAUGUCCAGACUCUUGCCAGUACAAGAAAACUUCCUGCUGAAAUUUCAGGGUAUGAAGCUGACCUCAGAAGAGUUCAAUGCCAUCUUCACAUUUUAUGACAAGGAUGGAAGCGGCUACAUUGAUGAGAAUGAGCUGGAUGCCCUCCUGAAGGAUCUGUAUGAGAAGAACAAGAAGGAGAUGAACAUCCAACAGCUCACCACCUACAGGAAGAGCGUCAUGUCCUUGGCUGAGGCGGGGAAACUCUACAGAAAGGACCUGGAGAUUGUGCUCUGCAGUGAGCCCCCCAUGUAAAGGGGUGAAGGGACAGGGGCUGCUUCUGCACCUCCCCUAAACCCUGCCCCCAAUAUCCUGUCUCUCUGACACUCCUUCCCAGACCUAGUGAGCAAUACCGACCCUCCCCCACCCCUGCAACCUGCGCACACCAGCUUGUGGAGCGGGAAAGGAGAGCGGGUGGCUGAUAGCAUUCCUUCGAGCUGCCCCAGCCCAACCCUGGCCAGACGGACAGUUCUGCUUGCCGUGGAUCACCAGUCACGUGGGUGGUGGGUGGGGGCACGGGUGGAGCUCCCCUAGUCUCUGCGCUGUGAUGCAUGAGCUCCUUCGCUGUAUGAUUUAGGCUUCUGAGUCCAACAGAAUGGACUCUUUCCUCUUGCUGCCCCUGACCUUUGCCCCAGGCUACCACCAACCCCGAAUUUUCCAGGUUCUGCCCACCAGCUUGCUAAAGAUGUAGCUGUCCUCUCAGAGGUCCUGUGCUGGAGGGCCAUUGCCCUCUUGUGUUCUUGACUUGUGUGUUCCUUUCAUCUUGGGGAUUCUUGUCUUCUUGUUUACCAAAGAAGAGUUUACAGAGAAUAAAGUGGAAAUGUUCUGCCGUGGACACUCA